Tachyglossus aculeatus (Australian echidna) is the source of this 2803-nucleotide messenger RNA. RefSeq names its product acid phosphatase 3 (gene ACP3). The coding region runs from base 456 to 1655 and encodes 399 amino acids. Gene Ontology annotation, cellular component: lysosome; plasma membrane. The record is from RefSeq and is a predicted model, not a curated record. Gene Ontology annotation, biological process: dephosphorylation; lysosome organization. NCBI's taxonomy places the organism in Eukaryota, Metazoa, Chordata, Mammalia, Monotremata, Tachyglossidae. The transcript has 12 exons. Gene Ontology annotation, molecular function: acid phosphatase activity.
CUCUACUGGCUCAGAUGGAUUUAAGACUUCAGCCUUCUUGGCACAUCAACGUCAGGAAGGUCUGAAAGAGUCUUGCUAAUUCCCUGCUUGACGUCCUGAGCUCGAAGAGGGUUUUAGCUCAUUUGAACCAUACGACUCACAUGGUUCCUGAUAAUUCCUUUUCUAAACUUCCCGUAUGAGAUCAUGGCUAGAGAAACAAGGACCUCAAACACCCUGAGUGUGGGACUUUGAACAUCACCAUGCUGACGUUUUUCAAGUGCAACGACUAAAGAGACCAUGUCAGCCCAGUCCAGAUCUGGUUCCCCAAAGUCACAGCUGGAUUCUUUGCUUAAGGCCUUUGGCAAAACAUAAACCCAGAAAAGAUCAAAUAAAUCAAAGAGCUUCCAGUCCAGUGCUUUUCAAGUUGGAAAGCUCCACUAUCGCGUUUCAAGCAGCUUCAUUUAGCUGGCCCCAAGAUGAGAGUCUCCCCACCGGUGCCCUGGACUGCCAGCCUGGGCUCUUUGUUUCUUUUUUCCGUCUGGUUCCACCAAGCCGCAGCAGUCAAGGAACUGAAGUUUGUGAUACUAGUAUUUCGACAUGGUGAUAGAAGUCCCAUCGAAACAUUUCCUAUGGAUCCUCACAAGGAGUCUGCUUGGCCACAGGGAUUUGGACAGCUUACUCCGGUUGGCAUGGAACAGCAGUAUGAGCUUGGACAGUUUUUACAUAAAACAUACUCACACUUCCUGAAUGAUUCUUAUUACCGGAAUCAGGUUUAUGUUCGCAGCACAGAUAUUGACCGGACCUUGAUGAGUGCCAUGGCCAAUCUUGCUGGUCUCUUUCCACCCAAGGGAACCAGUGUUUGGAAUCCCCAAAUCCCCUGGCAACCCAUUCCAGUCCACACAGUGCCAGUGUCUGAAGAUCAGUUGCUGUACCUUCCUUUUCUAAAAUGCCCUCGUUUUAAAGAACUUCUGAAGGAAACUUUGGAGACAGAGGAUUUCCAGAAGAGGCUCAAACCCUACAAGGAGUUCCUGAAAGAGAUACCAAAGCAUUCAGGAUUCACAAGUGAUGACCUUUUUGAAAUCUGGAGUAAAAUCUACGAUCCUUUAUUUUGUGAGAGUACUCACAACUUUACUUUACCCACCUGGGCCACUGAGGACACUAUGACUAAGUUGAGAGAACUGUCAGAGUUGUCCCUAAUGUCAACCUUUGGAAUUCACAAGCAAAAAGAAAAAUCUCGACUUCAGGGAGGCGUCCUGGUGAAUGACAUCCUCACACAUAUCAAGAGUACCACAGAACCCUCCAACCAGAGAAAACUUGUCAUCUAUUCUGCACAUGACACGACCAUUGCUGGCCUCCAGUUUGCACUUGACGUUUUUAAUGGAAACCUCCCUCCCUAUGCCGCCUGCCACCUCUUUGAAGUAUAUCUCGAAAACGGGGAGUACAACAUUGAAAUGUAUUAUCGGAACAGCUCUUGGAAUGACCCUUUCCCGCUCACCCUGCCAGGCUGCACCCAUAGCUGCCCGCUGACGAAGUUUGCCGAGCUGGUCUCCCCUGUGAUAACACAACAUUGGUCAGAGGAGUGUAUGACCACAAGGGCUAACAAAGAAUAUGAAGAUGUGAGGAUGGACAAAGAGAAAACUUUAGAGAGCCAGAGGAUUGCUUCUGCAGUAGAUUGAAAGAAAUAAGAUCAAGCCAUCAAUACAGGGAGCAAGAAAUAGGUGGAAGAUUUUCUUCUGACCAAGCUGGAGUUCUAACAUACCGAGAAGAAUCCCAACUUUGAGUUUCAGCAACCAUAUUUCGCUUCUGACCUAGACGUUUCUUAUAACCCCAACAAACUUGAAGCAUUAGCUGUGUUUGCUUCUAGAGUUUUUGUCUUAAUUAUGUACAAUACUUAGAGAUGGUCAGCCGCAAAAGUUUACAUUUUUAUCUCUUUUUCACUGAAGAGAAGAGUGAAGGAACUCUAUUCCCCAUAAUUUAUAGAUGCGGGUUUUCUUGGUCCCAUUUUCCAUUCCUCUUCCUUCAAUCUUCUGAUCUAACUCUAGAAAAAAGAAAGCCCUCCGAAACCAAUUUAGACUCCCAAAGCUAAAAAUUGGACCUGUCAUGAGUUGUUUCCUUCAAAGUUCAUGGAGCUACUCUGUUGACAAAUUCGGUAAUUAUAUUUCAAGGCUCAAAGCCGAAUGAAAAACUACCAGUGACAAAUGAUGUAUAGUAAUAGAGCUGAGAGCACACAUACAUACUAAAAAAUUUAUCCAUGUAUAAACAAUCACACAGCUUCAAAAAAGAAGGGCCGAUCUCUCUAAAUGUGAAUUCUCUCUCCUGAUAAGUGACUCUUUUCAGAUAUGGCGAAAAUGAUAAAUCCAGUUGUCAGAAUGAUCAAUUCUUGGAAGAUAGUUCAAAUAUUUAAGUAACCUUUACUAAGAGUCGUUCGGAUCGGCUUUUGGACAACUACUUGACACGGGCCUGGAUGAGACGAAAUACUACAGUGGCAGUCACCAGGUCAGUACACAGAGAUAGAUAGAUUUAAUAUGUGGAUAGGCUAUCUAAAAUAAAAAUAUUAGUUAUCAUGUAUAGCAAAAGAACAAGUGCAUGAAUCUAUCUUGAUGGAAAGCGACAUUGUGUGAUGAACUGUAUACCGCCAUGGUGCCUUUGGAAAGUUUGAGUUUUCUAGGAAGUCAUUUCAUUGGAGUAAGUUGACCUGAGAAAUUUGAACUACAUCAUUGCUUUCGCUUUCUUCAAACACCAAUUCUUUAUUCUCAUUUUCCCUCCAAGUAAGUCUAGAGGCAGCAAGGCUCAGUGAAAAGAGCCCGGGCUUGGGAGUCAGAGG